AGUUCCGAACCCUUCACGGCUCAGGUGCCCCGGAAAAGCCCCUGCAACAUCAGAAGACGUUGGUGCCGGUGAAUCUGUCUCUGUGCUGAUGACAAAGGACAAUUGUUGAGCAAAGGGGGUGGAGGCGGCUUUUUUGGAGUGCCUUCCUUUUAUAGUAAACACCAGUUGCUGUCGCCCACCCCUCUGAUGAGCGAGAGACCCACAGCUGAGUAUAUAAACCCUGGGAGCCUGGCUGCCUUUUUGUCCCUCUGCCUCGCUGCCUUCCUGCUGCCAACCAUCCCAGCUCGUUUGCAAGUGACAAACCAUCCUCAUGGCCCCUAAAAAACCGGAUCCCAAGAAAGAGCCUGCCAAGCCAGCACCUGCUCCCGCUCCCGCUCCAGAACCUCCCAAGGAACCUGCUUUUGAUCCCAAGAGCGUCACAAUUGAAUUCAGUGCUGACCAGAUUGAAGAGUUCAAGGAGGCCUUCAUGCUCUUCGAUAGGACCCCAACAGGAGAGAUGAAGAUCACCUACAGCCAGUGUGGUGAUGUAAUGCGAGCUCUUGGGCAGAAUCCUACCAAUGCUGAGGUCCUGAGGGUGCUGGGGAAACCAAAGCCAGAAGAAAUGAACGCAAAGAUGCUAGACUUUGAGACUUUCCUGCCAAUGUUGCAACAUGUUGCACGAGCCAAGGACCAGGGGACUUUUGAGGACUUUGUGGAAGGUCUACGCGUCUUCGACAAGGAAGGGAACGGCACCGUCAUGGGGGCUGAAUUGCGCCACGUGCUUGCUACUCUAGGGGAGAAGAUGACGGAGGGUGAAGUUGAACAGCUAAUGGCAGGGCAGGAAGAUGCCAAUGGCUGCAUCAACUAUGAAGCUUUUGUGAAGCAUAUCAUGUCUGGUUAAAGCUGGAAUCCUCAACGUUCCUGGGGAGGGCAGAGAUUCCAUUCUGCAAGAAAUACUUACCCCAUAUCCCUUCUUCCACUCUUGAAAUCCACAGGAGGUGCCUCUGCCAAAGGAAUCUGUAUUACUACAGUGGAACGGGCUCUGAACACAAAAAAAUGCACACUCUUGCAUCAGUAUUAAAACUGACUAUUUUUGUUUCCUUUCUUGCCUUCUGUAUCAAUUGAUCCAUUCAAAUUAAAACACUCACAUACAUACGUGGA
Messenger RNA from Sphaerodactylus townsendi, 1140 nucleotides. RefSeq names its product myosin light chain 4 (gene MYL4). Gene Ontology annotation, molecular function: calcium ion binding. NCBI's taxonomy places the organism in Eukaryota, Metazoa, Chordata, Lepidosauria, Squamata, Sphaerodactylidae. The transcript is spliced from 7 exons. Gene Ontology annotation, cellular component: myosin II complex. Bases 311 to 880 code for a protein of 189 amino acids. The record is from RefSeq and is a predicted model, not a curated record.